This is a messenger RNA of Talaromyces atroroseus, 1788 nucleotides long. RefSeq lists its product as hypothetical. Gene Ontology annotation, cellular component: Golgi membrane. Bases 1 to 1788 code for a protein of 595 amino acids. Gene Ontology annotation, biological process: protein N-linked glycosylation. The record is from RefSeq and is a predicted model, not a curated record. NCBI's taxonomy places the organism in Eukaryota, Fungi, Ascomycota, Eurotiomycetes, Eurotiales, Trichocomaceae. Gene Ontology annotation, molecular function: glycosyltransferase activity. The transcript has 4 exons.
AUGAGGCACGAGGGCCUUAUUCCUCCCAAAGCUGCGAUGCGUGAAAUUAGUGCCAAUAUUCGAGAGAUUGUUGAGCGCCCUCCCGCCACGAGCUGCAGCCGCACCCACCCAAGAAAAUCGGCCCUUGGGAAAUCCUUGACAUAUCACAGACACAUUCCUCCUCCGACCUUCACGCUGGAUCCUCCCGAGCCCAAUCUGCACUCCGUGGUGACCAGCGCCCAUCACCGCCGUCGAUCCUCAAGCUCUCUGCCUCCGCUCCGCCUCGUCAAGGAAGAGCCGUCCUCCUCGACCGCGCGCGAGGCCUGGGGCCAGGGCAGCUCCUCCGGUCUCCCCGCCGGUCAUUCUGCGCGCCCUGCCAUAUCGACCCUCUCUCCAAUUCCUGGCACCCCCGCGAAUCCCCUGCCGUCGCCAAUGUCCCUGUCGCGGUCCCCUUCUCCCCUGCCCGGGGGAGGGUGGUCAAGCCCCGGAUUGACUCCGGCCAGCGGUUCCGUGAGCCCCCGCUAUGCUGGCUCAUUGAGCCCGGGGGGCAUCUCGUGGUCCGCUGCGAAGGCAAAGAGCGACGAGGUGCGCAGCUACCCGUCGUUUUCGACGAGGAAUUCGGGCUUCUUUUCGCGACAGAAGCGCAAAAUUUCCGCCAGCUUGCCCAGAUUCACGCUGUCGCAUGAUUAUCGAGAACAGGAGAAAAUCAAUCGCGGCCGGCCGUCAUAUACCUUCAAGGGACGCCUGGUUUCUUUCGUUGGGAAUGUAAUGCACAGGAGAAGGUUCAAGUUACUGUUUUCCUUAAUUGUUGGGUUUAUACUAUAUCUAAAUUUUUGGUCCGUCGUCGUCGAAUCGUACCGAGCAUCUGCAUUAGGAGGCGGGCGAAAGGUUGUGAUCAUGGUUGCGUCGAAUGUGGAGGGCGGUGUCAUGGAGUGGAAGGGUGCGCGCGAAUGGGCCAUUGAGCGAGUUAGCUUGUGGAAUAAAAGAAAGUACGCUAAGAAAUGGGGGUACGAGCUGGAGAUUAUGAACAUGGUUGCCCAGAAGCGGUAUGCUCACGAAUGGCGUGAGAGCUGGGAAAAAGUCGACCUCAUCAGGGAGACGAUGAAGAAAUAUCCCAAUGCGGAAUGGUUCUGGUGGUUGGACUUGAACACAUUUAUCAUGGAGUACACAUAUUCGUUGGAAAACCAUCUUUUCAAACACCUCGGCCCAUAUACAUACCGGGACAUUAAUUACUACAACCCUCUGAACAUCACACAUCCGCCAACAGACCCAUAUCUCGAUUCCCUGGCUCGAACUGCGACAGGUGAUUCCGAUCCCUCGUCGAUCAAUCUCAUCGUGCCUCAGGACUGUGGCGGGUUCAAUCUGGGCUCGUUCCUCCUCCGGCGCUCAGAAUGGACAGACCGACUGCUGGACAUGUGGUGGGACCCUGUCCUCUACGAACAAAAACACAUGGAAUGGGAACAUAAAGAGCAGGACUCUCUCGAAUACCUGUACGCGAACCAGCCAUGGGUGCGUACCAGCACGGCAUUCGUCCCGCAACGACGGGUCAAUUCUUUCCCUCCUGGUGCGUGUGGCGAUGGCACGGAUCUGGGCACUCACUAUCAGGAGAAACACCGCGAUUUCGUCGUCAAUAUGGCCGGGUGUAAUUGGGGCCGUGACUGCUGGGCAGAGAUCUACGGGUAUCGGGAGCUGAGCAACUGGCUCAAUCGCACGUACUGGGAGAAAUUCAAGGAUUUUUUCACCGAUCUUUGGAGAAAGUGGAGAGGCCAGAAGACAUUGUACGAGGAACAUCAUGAAUGGGUUCAAUGA